UGAUCAUUAUAUUUACCAACACAUACACAUACACAAACAAACAAACAAAACAAACAUAUUAUAUUGUGAGAAACAAUUAAUAUGGAUAUGGCAAAGAGCAUCCUAGGCCUCAUGGCAAUGUUGAUGUUGGUAGCCACCAUGGCUCCUCCAACCAUGGCUGUGCGCGACGAUAUUGCCAUCGCUUUAGCAAUGCGCGAGAGAGGGAUUCCCAUCAUCUCUAAAGAGGUCAGCAUUCAGCAGCGGCUAGCAGAUAUGAUGUUAGCCGCUGCUGAACGCAAGGUUUUACAUUGUAUUCCUAAGUGGAAUAGAUGUGGCCCUAAAAUGGAUGGAGUCCCUUGUUGUGAACCUUACACUUGCACUUCAGACUACUAUGGAAAUUGCUCAUAAAUUAAUUUCCAUGUUCAUUAAAUAUGGAAAUCUUUAAUAAACAUCCAUCUAUAAUACAUAGGUAUUUGUAGUAUUGGAUGAUGUUUAUGUUUAUAAAAUAAAGUUGUUCGUAACUUUUUUCUACCUACUUCUAUAGGCCACAUAAGUAUCAAGUAUGGGUUUGGUUAAUUAUUGUGAAUUAACUUGUAAGUUUAAUAUCAUGAGUUAUGUAAGGUUUGUUGUGGCCAAUAAUAAGUUAUGGUAUAAAUCUAUGUCCUUUUUAAA
Amaranthus tricolor (Joseph's coat) is the source of this 651-nucleotide messenger RNA. RefSeq lists its product as uncharacterized. The record is from RefSeq and is a predicted model, not a curated record. Gene Ontology annotation, molecular function: endopeptidase inhibitor activity. The transcript has a single exon. Bases 82 to 387 code for a protein of 101 amino acids. NCBI's taxonomy places the organism in Eukaryota, Viridiplantae, Streptophyta, Magnoliopsida, Caryophyllales, Amaranthaceae.